Lodderomyces orthopsilosis Co 90-125 is the source of this 717-nucleotide messenger RNA. RefSeq lists its product as uncharacterized. The record is from RefSeq and is a predicted model, not a curated record. The transcript has a single exon. NCBI's taxonomy places the organism in Eukaryota, Fungi, Ascomycota, Pichiomycetes, Serinales, Debaryomycetaceae. Bases 1 to 717 code for a protein of 238 amino acids.
AUGAGUCAAAAUUGUAUGACAAACAUUUUACCCCAGAGAACACCAGAAGCCAUGACUGUUGAUCAUGUCGUGCCAGCAAGUACAGAGGAGUCUGUACUCAAGGAGGAGCUUUUAUUGGAAGAAACUUUAGAACAACAAAUUCUCACAUUCCCCGUGUACCAGCAUUUCAUUGACUCGUUUCAGAAAUUCACAUCAACCAACACAAAGACCCUUGACGUAGUAGAGCGUUUGUAUCCCAACCUCACUGGUGCUACAUUAUCAGGACCACAUAAAAUUGCUUAUCGGUCUCAAACUUUGUACUUUAUCGAUGAUUACCAUUUUCAAUUCAAUGAGAUAACUAAUCCAGAUGAUCGUGAUAACUAUUCCAUUACGUUUUUGCAACUUGGAGAUGCUUUAUCUGGCCACAAGGGUAUUGUUCAUGGAGGCUUAUUAGCCACUUUGCUUGAUGAGCUAACUUGCCGUGUGGGAUUUCUCAAUUUUGAAAGUAAACGUGGGGUCACUGCGAAUUUAAAUGUCAAUUACAAGCAACCAACUAAAGUCGAUUCGUGGGUAUGUAUCAAGUGCACGGUGUUUAAGAAAAUCGGUAGAAAGUGUUGGGUCAAGGGAGAUGUUUAUUUAAUUGAUGAAACAAAGAAAUUCUUGGAAGAUUGUGAGUUGUUGACAUCAUGUGAGGUAUUGAUUAUUGAACCAAAAUGGGUUGAUCAAUUGAAGCAUUAG